This is a messenger RNA of Brugia malayi, 444 nucleotides long. RefSeq lists its product as uncharacterized. The transcript is spliced from 4 exons. The coding region runs from base 1 to 444 and encodes 147 amino acids. Lineage: Eukaryota; Metazoa; Nematoda; Chromadorea; Rhabditida; Onchocercidae. The record is from RefSeq and is a predicted model, not a curated record.
AUGAUCCUGUCAUCAACGUUCUACGUCGUACUGGUUAUCGUCAAUACUGCUAUUCAUACCGAAGGAACAUCUGUAUCCCGGUCAUUUUCUUCAUUCAUCAUCCACUUUAAUAAUACCAUUUGUAAAGUUCAGGAUGGUGUUCUCUCGAUCAAUAAUAAAGUGAUUGGUAAUUUAACGGAGCAGCAGAAAAAGGAAUUGGAAAUGUUCACUAAUCGAACGGAUCAGUGGUCCAGUCAGUUGCAUCAACGCAUCCAAGAGUUUUUUGGAAGAGUUUUUGGAUCGGUGAAGAGCAUGUGGGAUAAUGCAUUGAAUUUUCGUUCUCAGCUCCCGCAAGCAUCCAUGUCAGACGACAUUACCACGGGGAAUAAACUAGAAAAUCAGGGAGAUGAUGAUCCUUCGAUUUUUAGUGUCUUGGACCCACCAUCAUUUUGUAAAGUUAAUUGA